AAAAAAAAAUCGGUAAAAUUACAACAUGGCGCUUUCUAUGAUCGACAGUCUCUUUUCUCAAGCAAGUAAGACACCUCAAGAAGAAAUUGACAGAAUUUGUCAUGGUAUUCUGGAAAAUCUUUAUGCACCAGAGAAAUCUACUGAAUGUAUGAACCAGCUGCGGCAACUCUAUUUCAUUCUACAGUCCUCUAGCACUGAGCCAUGUUUGCCAAGAAACAUGAUUUCAACUUUGGUGAAUAUGGUGAGUUCUAUGGAUCAUGACAAAACAAAAGAAUGUCUCCUUUGUGAGCAGAUUUUGGCUGAGCUUUUGCCACGUGAUGAGGGUGAUCUAGGGUCCGACUUCUAUCCCAGCACAGGCUAUCAAUCAUCCGAAGCCACGGCUAACUGCUUCUCUCUCUAUCUAAUACAGGGAAACAGGAAUUUUUGUUUAACUAACCUCAUUCCACAAGCUGUAAGGUGGAUGUCCUCAGAAAAGGAAGAUUUUAAUGUUAAAAGACAGACCUUCUCCUUCCUAGUGUCAAUACAGGUCCUACACAAUAAACUUCUGUCAGAGGAGACCCUGAAAGAAGUUAAUAGUACAGUGAGUGAUUGGUUGAUGAAUGCCUCUCUGUAUCAACUCCCAAAUCCUUACACCAUUAAUCCUUUCAAGAAAGACCAGGCCACUGUUGUAAAUGAAGUAGAUGGAACUCCCAGCAGAAAUUUCUUUACUGUGCUCAAUGUUGGCCAGUAUUACACAAAUGACCAGUUCUUGAACAUCUAUAGUUUCUCUAUGUUGUACAAAUGGUUGUACCACUCCCAUGUUACUAGUGAGGAGAGCCAGGAAGUAUCUAAUAAAUCUGCCCAUGUGUUCAACUCUUUAGUAGAUAAAUCCAUCGAUUACUGUUUUAGAAUACUGGACCAGUGUGAAAGAAAACCUAAAGUUGCAUCAGACGUAGACCUCCAAAACUGUUGUUUGUUGGAGAUAGUAAAUAUCCUGGACAUCAUUUGUAAGAUAGAACCAGGUCGGGUUGCACGAGUUUUCCAGGAGGUGCGUCGAUUGUACAACAGACUAGCAGCAGAACCAGACAAAGCCAGACUUCUCAUUCCAGUUCUACAAUUCUUCCUUAAUCAUGGUAAAAGUGUAGAGCAUGACCCACAAGAGGCGUAUACAUUGUUUUUCCACAAGUUGCUGACUCAGUGGUACUUAGACCCAGCCUUCAGUUUUGAUACAGUCACCUUUAUUAAAGAUAACCUUGAAACUCUCUGUCACAACACAUCCAUACUGUCUACAUACUUUCCCAACAUCCUCAAGAUUCUAGCCUGGAAUCCUCGGACUUAUUUGACUGAUUUUGAAGAUAUACUGCCAGCACUGAUGUCUCCCUCCACCGCUACUGAAGUUUUCCAUAUGUUGUUGGAUUUGCCCUGUGUGACAGUUGCCUUAGAGGUAACUGAGCGAUGUAAGAAAAGUGAGGCUCAGACAUUGUCCACUGAGACUGAACCAAUCAGCUCACUGUCAGCAUUCCAGAGUGCCCUCUACAGGCCAAUGUUUAAUUUCUUCACAAGAGUGGAGGGAGGGCACGGAGAUACCAUAAAUAGAUUGUCUUCCUUCCAUAAUAUUCUGAGGGAUAUGAACCAGCAUCCACGAGUGGUUGUCUGCUCUCAGAUUGUGCCUGUUUUGUUAAGGAUUUGGUUUGAUGUUGUAUUGGAGGAUGCCUCAUCAGAGUUUGGGUCUCAGUUAAUUCCAGUCCUUCUAGAGAGAACAGCUUCAUUGUACAGUAUUCCAGGCUAUCAAGCAGAUGUCAAAAAGGUUUUGUCAGAAAAUUUGGUGCAUCUUUUGAAGAAGCAUCCAGGAAUAAUUUUGGAUCAGGCCUCAGAAAUUAAAGAUUUCCUCAUAAGUCCAAGGAAUAUUUCAGAACGAGAGGAAUUCUUUGCAAAUCUGGUUUGGUGUGUUGGUGAGUUAUGCUCAGUCAAGCAUGACAAAAGAUGCUCAGCUGAAACAAUUACAAGAUUUUUUGAUACACUUGAGGUGUUGUCUUAUGAACUCUCAGGGAUGACAUCUACAGAUGAAGGAUUUGCAGAUUCCUCAAAAAUCAUUUGCAUGUUAAUGUCAGCAAUAUCAAAGUUAGCUUCCAAAUGUCAAGACCUGAUUCCUCGAUCAAUUCUUCUCCUGACUAAGGUUGCUAAGCAGCAGCAAGCUGGUUACUUGGAUACAGAAGUAAAGGAUGCACUGGUUGGAAGGGCACAGGAACUCAUCAACCUUCUUAAACUUCCAAAUUUUGCCAAUGUUGUGUUUAACCCUGAUGAUGACAUAGAGACUGGAAGGUGGCACAGAGACAAUACAAGUUUACCUAUUACCCUCAGGGGAAUCCAACAUGUGUUAUCAUAGCUUCUUAAUAGGAAUAUCAAUCACAAUUGUCUAUGUAUACCGAAAAAUAACUUAUUUUCAUGGGGAUUUAAGAAAAAAAAUAUUGGAAUUGAUUUCAGAGUUAAGUAUAGUUGACAAGCAUGAUACUGAGGACAUAAAUCUGUGGGUCUCUCUAUACCACAAAAACAACAAAAGUUAUCCCCCCCCCCAAAUGCAAUUUUCAGAGUAAUUUACCGGGUACAUGUUCUUCAAUACACCAAAUAUUGAAGACUAAAAGUUGAUUUUGGUCUUUCUCUCUGUCCAGGACUUUAACCUUGAACUAUAUAAAAUCUUCAUAUUUGGUCAUAAUAAUUGAGGUCAGGGUCAAGGUAUAUAGUCAAAUUAAGGCCUUAAAAGUGAAUUCCAGUAUCAAACUUCUAUAUCUACAAUGUACAUGCAUAUAGUUUGCUACCAAAGGCAUCAGUGUUUCACAAACACAUCAAGUUUCUUCUAAUUUCAUACAUUUCUAUGAAUCCAUAGUCAUAGAUAAAUUUUUCCUAGAACAAUUGUAAGGGGACAGUGCAAUUUUUUUUUGAUGAACGUACAUCAAUUUUUAUUUAUAUUACUUAAUAUUUAUAUUAAAAUGUUCAUGAACA
Molecule: messenger RNA, 2979 nt
Organism: Saccostrea echinata
Lineage: Eukaryota; Metazoa; Mollusca; Bivalvia; Ostreida; Ostreidae
Product: AP-5 complex subunit zeta-1-like
Exons: 18
Coding region: 26-2365 (779 amino acids)
Cellular component (GO): AP-5 adaptor complex
Source: RefSeq, a predicted model, not a curated record